Messenger RNA from Prunus armeniaca (apricot), 189 nucleotides. NCBI's taxonomy places the organism in Eukaryota, Viridiplantae, Streptophyta, Magnoliopsida, Rosales, Rosaceae. The record is from the annotation of a GenBank genome assembly.
AUGUUCCAAAAUCUACUUGGUCAUCUGCCACAUGCGGCUCGGAGGUCUGGGCAUAUGCAGGGGCCGUGGUGUGCUAGGGAUGCUCGGGGUGGACGGGCUCGGAGGUCGACGCACCAAAAUUCGGGAUUGGAAUGCCGGACCGCGCGAGGGACUGCAGAAUCACCGACAUCUGACCCUCAAGCUCGGUAA